This is a messenger RNA of Leptidea sinapis, 1535 nucleotides long. RefSeq lists its product as uncharacterized. The record is from RefSeq and is a predicted model, not a curated record. The transcript is spliced from 6 exons. NCBI's taxonomy places the organism in Eukaryota, Metazoa, Arthropoda, Insecta, Lepidoptera, Pieridae. Bases 115 to 1464 code for a protein of 449 amino acids.
AUAGAGAUAUAUCUUCCUCCACUAGGUUUCGGUGAACAAAGAUAUUUUGCUGGUGUGUCUGAAGGUGAAAAAGAAUUGAAAACGUUUAUUGAAGAAUUAAUUUGGAAACCAGUCAUGAAACACAUUCCGAUUUCACAUUUGGAUGGGCAAUUUGAUACACCUUCUGUAGUAACAGAUGCACGUCACCAAGCAGCAAUAAUUUAUAAUGUUCAAGAUCUUAUCCUGAAUAAGAUUGUCCCGGAUGAUAAUGACCCAGAGCCAGAAGUUCAAGUCAAAGUAACGAGAAACGGACGACAAUCCAUGAUUGCAAAGGAUAAGAAGAAAGCUGACUUGCCAAAGGGCAAAUUCGAAAUGAAGCUGACGGGAAACACAAUACUUGCAGGUGUUGGCAGAAUAACGAAAUUUGAAACAGUUGGAGAACGCCCCACAGAAUUAGGGGAAGUCAUUAUCUUACUAAGUUCAAGCAAUCUACCGGCUGUCGACGAUACACCCAUAGUAUUUGUAAAUAUUGAACAUCUGAAUGACAUUCCUAUCGAAGAUUUCAAGAAGGCAGGUGUAUCGCAAAUAUACGCUCGUUGGAAACUUGAGGAAGAGGAGCACAGAACCGAUAGUCAACCAAUUAAAAACACGAGCAAAGUCCAGUUUGAUGACCAUUACGCAAUUCCACUGGAGCCAAAAGAAGCUGCCUUACUUACUGCGGGGUUUUUGGAUAGCUUAUUUGAAAUUGAGAUUAGGGGCAUUCAUUCUGAAACAUCAAAGGUCAGAAAUUGGAAACUAUUUGGACAAGAAAAAAUUGAUUUUUCCAUAUCAACCGCAAUACCAGUCAAUAAAGAAGAAUUAUUCGAUUUUCCUAUUGCUGUUACGAAAAUCGAUGCAAGCUCGCUUGCAAAGGGCUUGAAUGGCCUAGUACGCGGAGAUUUUCCCUUAUAUCCACCAGAAAACACAGUUUGUAGCUUAGGCCGAGAACGCAUUUGCACAAACGAUAUAAACGCAAUACGCACACCAAUAAAAGCUAACGUAAUUGUCCAACCGUCUAUCAUUUUACGAGCUCAAAUGACGCUGGAAGUUACAAUGGGGUUUGUUGGAUGUAAGCCAAAAGAAUUAAUUCCCAGUUUCUCCCGAUUAUACUGCCUUGUUGACGACACGGAUACGGUUUCGGCAUUGCUUCGAAAAAUAACUGAAAUUAAUAAUGAAGUAGUAUUGAAUAUGAAUAGAGAUUGCCUAUUGACUGGUUUCGUUGUGGACACAGGAGACAAGGCAUUAUUUUAUAUUGAGGGUCAGAGACACGGGCCGAUAUUAAAGAUUUGGCAUAUGGUGGAGGAUUUUUACAGUAAAUUGAAGCCACUUUUUUCCUCAUCGCACAAUUACGCUUCGAGGCUAUAUCCUGGCAUUACUCAAAUUGGGCUGUUUGGUGGCCAGCAAUUUAAGAGAAAAUCCCUGCAGGCAGGAUAUGCCGACAUGUGAUGAACUGAAAAGCUUUAGAUUGGAACUGUGUGUCCCACCUAGAUCUGGUGUUACUAGCCCGCUGAAUUUAG